AUGGCUGGGCGGUGGUGGUGGUGGCGGUGGCUGCUGGUCCUGUGUCUGCUGCCUUUGCUGGUGACAAGGAGGAGCGGUGUCAGCGCCUACCGUGUGACGCUCAUCCCGCUGCCAGAGACUGGUCACUGUCGCCAGAUGGUCGGUGUUGGCCGCCAGCUCCUGUCCCAAGGCCAUCAGGUACUCUUGUACGUUCCCUCAUACUUCAAGAUCAGACGCUGCACAGAACCAGCGCCAACCGAUGACAUCCAGGUACAGGUGUUCCGCGUCGACCCGACAGUGGCGGCCGUACUGGAUAGCCUCGACUCCAUAAUGGAGGCUGUCCGUGGCGGUAACGUGGCGGCGAGACCAUCCGCCAGGCCUGUACGUGAUGUCCUGGGUCACGUGUGUCAGAGCUACUUGGAGGCUCGAGAUGACCUGGAGGGCCUCAAGAAGUUCAAGCCAGACCUGUUUCUUUCAUACUUCUCGAAGGCUUGGGCCGACGCCUCCCUAGCCGCUACCUUUCGCCAGGGAAACACCUUGGGGGCAAAGCUGAGCAAAGUGGAUUAUGGUGUUCUUUUCAGGAGAGCCGUUUUGUUUCUGGAAAACUCUGACUACAUCUUGGACUACCCCAAAGCGAACUUUCCAAAUUUUGUCCAAGUCGGCGGGCUGACGGCGGCACCGGGUAAACCUCUGCCGGGACCUUUACAAAGGUUUUUUGAUGGUGCUGAUGAUAGAGGAGUGGUGGUCGUGUCUUUCGGAUCUCAGCUUCUGAACCCAACCUCGCAAGUAGAGGAGAAAUUGUUGCUGGCCUUCAGACACGUGGACGCCCGCGUGCUGUUGCGACUGAACGCCUCUACAAGUGUCACCAGGCUGGGACACGUGCAGAUCGCAAGCUGGUUUCCACAGAACGAUGCCCUGGGACAUCCAAAAGUUCGCUUGUUUGUAUCGCAUUGCGGUAAAAAUGGAUUUUUCGAAGCACUGUACCACGGGGUGCCCAUUCUGUGUACACCUUUCCACUCACACACAGUUGGAACUGGCACCCGAGUGAACGAGUUUGGUGUUGGUCAUAUGUUGGACUUUCUGGCUGUGUCUGCUGACAAGAUCUCCUCAACCAUUAACUCUAUGUUGGCUGACAAAGGAUUGUCCAAACGUAUGAAAAUGGCAUCUUACUUAUUCAAGAACAGACCGGAAACGCCAUGCGAGCGUGCGGCCAUGGCGAUAGAACGCGUUAUUAAAUACGGCGGGGUUCACCUUCGACCCCGUUCAAUAGAUUUGAACUUCUUUCAGCAUGCAGGUCUUGAUGUGGCUUUUGCUGUGUUUGCAUUGUGUAUUGGUAUUGUUGUAACUGUUGUGUUUGCUGUGUUGCACGGUGUACGAUACGUGCGAGGAGCAUCAUCAUCUGCAGACUCGCAUACAAAGCUGGCCGCGAAUACUCUGCACCAACCCGAAAACCAGGUUCACGAAACCGAGGUCUCGGUUCACCAGAUCACAGAUGAUCACGAGGGGGCCGCCAAGCUCCACCUGAAGGCGAGAAACAGACAGUCUCACGAUACCAAACUCAAGGUUUCUGAUGAAGUUCGUCAUAAAGUGAUAUGUGUUGUUUUGUUAGUGGCAGUUGCUUUGUUCUACUAUCUCGCUUAGUAGACAGCGCAAGCUUCCUUUCCGUAUAAACAUGGAGUGUGCCGUUGUCCCAGCUUCCGAGAUGUUAAGAUCCAUUUUUUAAAACUGAUAGUUGGCUACAUUAAAAAAGAGAAAAACCAGA
Molecule: messenger RNA, 1741 nt
Organism: Pomacea canaliculata
Lineage: Eukaryota; Metazoa; Mollusca; Gastropoda; Architaenioglossa; Ampullariidae
Product: UDP-glucuronosyltransferase 1-8-like
Exons: 3
Coding region: 1-1620 (539 amino acids)
Molecular function (GO): UDP-glycosyltransferase activity
Source: RefSeq, a predicted model, not a curated record